Gadus macrocephalus (Pacific cod) is the source of this 2706-nucleotide messenger RNA. It is a transcript of the gene asb2b, whose product is annotated as ankyrin repeat and SOCS box containing 2b. NCBI's taxonomy places the organism in Eukaryota, Metazoa, Chordata, Actinopteri, Gadiformes, Gadidae. Gene Ontology annotation, molecular function: protein binding. Gene Ontology annotation, biological process: intracellular signal transduction. The transcript is spliced from 8 exons. Bases 517 to 2346 code for a protein of 609 amino acids. The record is from RefSeq and is a predicted model, not a curated record.
UAUUGUACAUUUGAACUAUGCAUCUGAAUUCACAUGUAUAUUCGUAUAGCAACGAAUUGGUUUGGCAAUAAGGUGUACCUUACCUUACGCCUAUUGCGUUACACUAUAACCAAGAUUAACCAUAAGGGCCUUGCUGUUUUUCUGAAUAAGACUAAUUAAAAUCAUGAAACGUUACGGGAGCUUUUAUCGUAUGCAGGCUGUAAUCAUUAUAUAGGCUACCUCGAAUGUCCGUGGCAAUAAGAUUGCUAGAGAUGUGGGUUAUUCUGAACUUGUGAGAACAACUGUAAUUGAUGAAGUAGGAACUGUGAAGUCAGUGAGAAAGUGAGAAAGGGAAGUAUUUUAUCUUAAGCGCCGUUAGCGCUAUCUUGUGAUGGUGUAGCGACAUAUGCAGCGACCCCCACCAGCUGCAUGACAAUCUAGUCCCGAAAUAAUCUCCGAGCAGCACAGCUGAGCUCCCUCCCCCUCGACGCGCCAUGCCCCUCCACCGCCGCACACUUCAUCCGCGCCUCCACUACAAUGACGAAAUUCAGUUAUUCCGAAUAUCUAUCGCAACUACGAAAUGCCGGGAACAAACGAAACCACGAGGUGUUCACGGCCACAGCAGACGGACAGAGACGUGCCGAUAGACAACGGUCCGGUACGCCAGAGUCUGCGGAGGGGCUGGACCCUUUGGUGCUAGCCAUCAGGAGGGGAGACAUGACGGCGUUAAAGGAGCUGUCUGUCAGCCACAGCCUGACGAGGGAGGGCCAAGACGGCUGGACGCCUUUACACGAGGCCGCCUUCUGUGGGGAGACGGAGGCUGUGAAGAUGAUCCUGAAGGCGUACCCGGCGUCGGUGGAUAAGCGGACGCUGCAGGAGCAGACGGCGCUGCUGCUGGCCUCCUCCACCGAGCACCUGGCCUGUGUACGCAGUCUGCUGGAGGCCGGGGCCGACCCCGACAUCUGUGGGAAGAACAAAGACACACCCCUGUACAUCGCGUGCGAGCGAGAGAACGCGGACAUGGUGGACCUCCUGGUGCAGGCCGGCGCCUCGGUGAACCAGCGCUGCGCCCGGGGCUGGACGGCCCUGCACCAGGCCGUGUCCCGGGACAACACGGCGCUCUGCGGCACGCUGCUCGCCGCGGGGGCCAACCUCAACCCCUCCAACACCCGCAGCAUCACGCCCCUCAUCGUGGCCGCCCAGCAGGGCAGGCUGCGGGCCCUGGGCUUCCUCCUGGGGAAAGGAGCGGACGUGAACAUGGAGACAUGUGACGGCGUGACCGCUCUGCAUGAGGCCAGCAGGCACGGCCACCGGGAGGCGGCGGCCAUGCUGCUGGAGCGGAACGCAGACGCAAACAAACCCUGUGGUUCAGGGCUGCUGCCGCUGCACACCGCGGCGGAGCAAGGGCACCAGGAGAUCGUCUCCCUGCUGGUCCCGGUCACCAGCCGUGCGCGGCUGCGGGGCAGCGGGAUCAGCCCCCUGCACCUGGCGGCCCACAACAACAGGCUGGCUGCCGCAGCUGUCCUGCUCCGGACCGGCGCCGACGUCAACGCCCCCCUGUCCCGCCAGCGCUGCGCCCAGCACCCCGACCAGCGCACCUCCCCCUUGUACUUUGCCGUCGACGGCGGAGCCACAGAGACGGCGGCGCUGCUGCUGAGGGCGGGCGCCAGCCUGACCCUGGACCCCGUCAGCCCCCUGCUGCUGGCCGCCCGGCGAGGCAGCCUGGGCGCCGUGGAGCUGCUGCUGGAGCACGGCGCCGACGCUAACGUCAGCGUACCGUCGUACCCCACCCGCUUCCCCGGCGCGGUGGCGCUCUGUGCCGACGGCGUGGCCGUGCUCCGGUGCCUGCUGGAGCACGGCUGCGACGCCCGGGCCUGCUUCGGCUGUAGGUACGGCCCCGCCCCGCACCCUGCCUGCACCCCUCCGGCCCUCUCCAGGGGCAGGGAGAGCGGGCGGCUGUCUGCCGCCCCCCCGCUCCGCUCUGGGACACCUGCCCUGACCUGCAAGGAGUCCCCCGCCAACGGCACACAGUUUUGUGAAUGGCUCUCGACCUCAGCUGGGCGUGACCGGGCUGGACCAAUCGUAGACCUGCUCCUGGAGUACGUGGGGAGCGUUCAGCUCUGCGCCCGGAUCACCGAACUGCUGGACAGCCGGGAAGACUGGGGCCCCGUCAGACACAAGACUCUGUCGCCUCGUCCUCUACUGCAUCUGAGCAGGAUCAGGAUUCGGGAACAGAUAGGAACUCACCGGCUGGGGUCUCUCCAGAGUCUCCCUCUGCCAGACAGACUCCUCCACUACCUUGGUCCCAGUGGUCUUCAGGAACCACGGCUCAGUUCCCCGACUAUUACUGAGUCUCAACUGAAAUGAAUGUAGAUGUGUGAUGGUUUUGGUUUGUUUAUAUGUGCAACGGUGGCCGUUUAGCUUGUUCCAGUGUGCACAAGGGCCUGAUGAUACUGUGUAUUAUACUCACUAUAUAUCAUGUUAAUAUGUUUGGGUUGUACAACUAGGGGUGCCAAUGUUUGCUUGAAUCAGUCUAUUUAAGUUUAAGUUAAGUGUGUCUGUAUUGAAGGAGUGCAUGUGUUUGUUAACGAAUGAAUCUUCUGAAGACAGGAGUUAAGAAAGGUUAUAACACUUUAUUUGGAAAUCACAGCUACUGUUUAAAAAGGUCAACAUUAUUUGGACAAAAAGUUUUCGUCUCUUAAUUAAAACAAAAUUGGAACAUUUAAA